GUCACACCACCUCACAUCUCGUCAACUCAGCACUGAAAGAGCAAGAAGUUCGAUUCUCUGCAAAACCGCAUAUUUCAACGUUCCACGCUAACCGCGCACUUCAGAACAGAUUACUCUCAGAGUGAAUCAGUCGACGAGGGAUAACAAUACCAACAGCAGACAGAGAAGAGAGGAGGAAUUUCAUGGCCAUUUUCGUAUUUGGUGCAAAAAUAGUAGGGUUUUCCGCACUGUAACGCAUUGCAGGAUGGAAGACUGAAGUGGGAGCAAUCAAGAGGUAUUCUCCGAAUAGUUGACAAACCCUACAGCCUGAGAGUGAACUGUUCGAGGAAUAUCGCCUACUAGAAAAUUCUAAUCAAUCUCAAUGGCCUGAAAAGUUAUAAUAUGAACAAGAGAUCAUUAGUAGUAGCCCGAUGCUAAGAGUUCCUGAAUGCCAUAGCCUAAUCAUUGCCAGUACCCCACUUGCACUUGCCGCUCGGACAGUCUCUGAAUUUCAACGGAGCCUUCAUUUCAUUGCUGACUGCAAGCGGAGUGGAAAUUAUGAAAUUCGGUCUAAUCAUUUGCCUCUUUGGAACAGCUACCCAUGCUGCAUACUUCUCACAGCAACCACAGGAUGAAAUUGUGGUUGCUGGCCAGUCUGUGACCCUUCCUUGCGUUAUAGUUGGAUAUCGAGGCAUGGUACAAUGGACCAAAGAUGGACUUGCCCUGGGUGGGGAGCGAGAUCUGCCUGGUUGGACAAGAUAUUCAUUAAUGGGUGACCCACUACUAGGGGAGCACAGUCUGUUAAUUCAUUCAGCGGACCUGGCUGAUGAUGCAACUUAUGAGUGUCAGGCCACACAGGCAGCAAUACGCUCACAUAAGGCAAAACUCACUGUCAUAGUGCCACCAGCAGACCCUGUAGUGGAAGGAGCCCCUUUGCUCAGGCUGAAGGCCCAUACCCCGUACAACCUCACCUGUCGGGCCUCAGGGGCAAAACCUGCUGCAGAAAUCACAUGGUACCGGGAUGGAGAGAUCCAGCACACCUCAUUUUAUUCCAAGACCUUCAUGGAUGAUGGAAAAAGGGAAGUGGCAGUUAGUCUCCUAUCCAUAACUCCUGAAGAUAAGGAUUCUGGACGCACCUACACUUGUCGUGUGUUGAACUCUGCAGCACCAGCUGGACGACAGACCUCGGUCACUAUCAGUGUUCAGCACCCACCAUCAGUGACAUUGUCUGUCCAACCACAGAUGGUCUUAGAGGGAGCUAAAGUUACAUUCAUCUGCUCUGGAUCUGCUUAUCCUGAAAUCACUGGAUACAGAUGGUCGAAAGCAGGCAUACCUAUUUCUGAGGCAAAUGGAGACAGCCUGGAGGUGACAGUGGAUCACUCCUUUUUCACUGAUCCUGUCUCCUGUGAAGUCUCGAAUUCCGUUGGCAGCACUAAUGUCAGCACCCUGGUAGAUGUCCACUUUGGCCCCAGACUACUCUCUGAGCCAAAGCCCAUGAUUGUGGACAUAGGAAUGGAGGCAGCCUUCACCUGCUCAUGGACUGGGAAUCCACCUCUCACUAUUGCCUGGACUAAACGAGGAUCCAGCGUGGUCCUCAGUAAUAGUAACACAUUGCAUUUGAAGUCAGUCACUCAGGAAGAUGCAGGAACUUACACAUGCAAGGCCAUUGUUCCUCGUAUUGGUGUGGCUGAGACAGACGUCACCCUCACUGUAAAUGGUCCACCUGUUAUCAUAGCUGACGCUACACAGCGUGCGGUGAGGCACACCAAGGGCAAGCUGGAGUGUUUGGUGAAAAACAGUCCCCCACCAGAGAGAAUUGUAUGGACAUUUGGAGAUUUGAGUCUUGGACCAGGAUCUUAUGACCGAUUCACGGUGCAGACAUUAGAGAGGCCAACUGGAGUUCUCUCUACACUGGUCCUGUCAGAAACCCUUGCUACAGAUUUUCAAAUACACUACAACUGCACAGCUUGGAAUCGUUUUGGUAUGGGUGCUGCAGUGAUCACACUUGAGGAGCAAGAUGCCUUCCCCAUGGUCAUUAUGAUUGGGGCAUUAGUAGGUGGGAGCUGCAUCCUUAUCAUCUGCUCAAUCACUCUUCUCUCAAUUUGCUGCAAACGCUCCAUCACAGGCCAAAUGAGUACGCAACUUACCAAAACUGACCUCAGAGUCCAGAUGGGACAUAAAGAUGACAUCAAUGUACGAGUGAAUGGAGAUUUGAAGGAACCCACAGCUCCACUCAGCAGUGAAUCUCCUGCAACAUCUCACACUGAACACAGUGAUCUGCUGGAUGAGGAUGACGAAAGAUUUGACUUAAAGGACCCCACAAAUGGUUAUUACAAUGUCCGGGAUCAUGAUGACAUAAAAAUUCACAGCAACAACUUCUCUGAGUAUUCCUCCACCCUGCAAUCUGUCUACCCUUCAAUGCCCUCACAACCAACUAGUCUGAUGUAUGGCCAGCAAGACAUAUAUGACUACUCUCAUCAAGGCACACAGAGACCCUAUAGACAGGUGUCUGUGCAGCAGACACAGAAUAAUGCUGAGUCUACUGUCUUCAUCACUGAUCCCCUGUGCAAUGGAUCAACUUUCCAUCCUGCUACAAAUGGGCGAGCUUUCACUAGCUACAUGAAGCCCAAUAUUUCCUAUGAGAAAAUAGAUGUCUAUGAACAAUCUGACCAAGCCAGUAAAGUGUCUAGUUCUUCACACCUAUCAUAUGCUUCCUCACAUAUUUCUUCACAGCAGUCUGACUACAGUAGACCCUCACAACAGCACCAGCGUAUGCAAACACAUGUGUGAAAUUUGGGUUAAUGUUUCAUCCUUAAUUUGAGUGGAUUACUGGGAUACCAGGGGAAUAUGAAUAUAUGUACAUACUGUAAACAAAACUUUUAAAUAAAUGAAAAUUGACAACAGAUAAGAAAAUACUUAAGAACUUGACGCACUUAAAAUAGUUCUAGAAAGAAUGUUCUUUUUGGCACAAAUUGGAAAGUGGCCCAAGCCUGUUGUACAUGAACUAUCGAUGCAUAAAUAAAUAAC
Molecule: messenger RNA, 3006 nt
Organism: Sardina pilchardus (European sardine)
Lineage: Eukaryota; Metazoa; Chordata; Actinopteri; Clupeiformes; Clupeidae
Gene: kirrel2
Product: kirre like nephrin family adhesion molecule 3, like
Exons: 15
Coding region: 538-2769 (743 amino acids)
Biological process (GO): cell-cell adhesion
Cellular component (GO): cell-cell junction; plasma membrane
Molecular function (GO): cell adhesion molecule binding
Source: RefSeq, a predicted model, not a curated record